CUGCCCUCCUCCAACAAGCCCCGCCUGGCCGGGCUCUGGAGCGCAGGGCGAGGCCGGGGCGGGGUCUCGGGCAGCAGUUUCCCGCGGACCCCGAGAGGAGCGGCCGCCGUAAGUGACCGCACAGAGCCCGAGGAGUCGCCGCGCCUCGCUGCAGCCCCGUCCGGUCCCCCGCCUUGCCCGUGGGCUCCGCCGGGAUGGGGAACCUCCGGGACCUGGGCCAGCCGCGGGCCGGUCUCUGCCUGCUCCUGGCCACGCUGCAGCUUCUGCCCGGGACGCAGGCCGAUCCUGUGGAUGUGCUGAAGGCCAUGGGUGUGCGGGGAGGCCAGGCUGGGGUCCCUGAGGUGCCUGGCUUCUGUCCCCAGAGGACUCCGGAGGGUGACCGGGCAUUCAGAGUGGGCCAGGCCAGCACGCUCGGCAUCCCCACGUGGGAACUCUUUCCAGAUGGCCACUUUCCUGAGAACUUCUCCCUGCUGAUCACCUUGCGGGGCCAGCCAGCCAAUCAGUCUGUCCUGCUGUCCAUUUAUGAUGAAACGGGUGCCCGGCAGUUGGGCCUGGCACUGGGGCCAGCCCUGGAUCUCCUAGGUGGCCCCUUCCGCCCCCUCCCCCAGCAGGUCAACCUCACAGAUGGAAGGUGGCACCGUGUGGCGGUCAGCAUAGAUGGUGGGAUGGUGACCCUGGUCACUGACUGUGAAGCUCAGCCCCCUGUCUUGAGCCAUGGCCCCCGAUUCAUCAGCAUAGCCGGACUCACUAUGCUGGGGACCCAGGACCUUGGGGAGAAGACUUUUGAGGGAGACAUUCAGGAGCUGCUGAUAAGUCCAGAUCCUCAGGCUGCCUUCCAGGCUUGUGAGCGGUACCUCCCCGGCUGUGACAGCCUGGUGCCGGGAGCCACAGAGGCUCCCCAGGGUGAACCAGAAACCCCUCGUCCUCGGCGGAAGGGGAAGGGAAAGGGGAGGAAGAAAGGGCGAGGCCGCAAGGGGAAGGGCAGGAAAAAGAAGAACAAGGAAAUUUCGACGUCAAGUCCACCUCCUGACUCCCUGGAGAACCAGACCUCCACUGACAUCCCCAAGACAGAGACUCCGGCUCCAAAUCUGCCUCCGACCCCCAUGCCUUUGGUCAUCACCUCCACUGUGACUACUGGCCUCAAUGCCACCACCAUCCUAGAGGGAAGCUUGGACCCUGACAGUGGAACCGAGCUGGGGACCCCAGAGACCGAGGCAACCAGGGAAGAUGAAGAAGGAGGUGAUUCCACCAUGGGGCCUGACUUCCGGGCAGCAGAACACCCAUCUCAGACUCAGUUCCAGAUCUUUCCUGGUGCUGGACAGAAAGGAGCAAAAGGAGAGCCGGCAGUGAUUGAACAGGGGCAGCAAUUUGAGGGACCUCCAGGAGCCCCAGGACCCCGAGGGGUGGUUGGCCCCUCAGGCCCUCCUGGACCCCCAGGAUUCCCUGGGGACCCUGGACUACCGGGCCCUGCUGGCCUCCCAGGAAUCCCCGGCAUUGACGGGAUCCGGGGCCCACCGGGCACAGUGAUCAUGAUGCCGUUCCAGUUUGCAGGUGGCUCCUUUAAAGGACCCCAAGUCUCCUUCCAGCAGGCCCAGGCUCAGGCAGUUCUGCAGCAGACCCAGCUUUCUAUGAAAGGCCCCCCUGGACCAGUGGGGCUCACCGGGCGCCCAGGCCCCGUGGGCCUUCCCGGACAUCCAGGUCUAAAAGGAGAGGCGGGAGUGGCAGGGCCACAGGGUCCCCGAGGUCUACAGGGACCUCAUGGACCCCCUGGCCGAGUGGGCAAGAUGGGCCGCCCUGGAGCAGACGGGGCUCGGGGCCUCCCAGGGGACACUGGACCUAAGGGUGAUCGUGGCUUCGAUGGCCUCCCAGGGCUGCCUGGUGAGAAGGGCCAAAGGGGUGACUUUGGCCACGUGGGACAACCUGGUCCUCCAGGAGAGGAUGGUGAGAGGGGACCAGAGGGACCUCCAGGGCCCACUGGCCAGGCUGGGGAGCCGGGUCCCCGAGGACUGAUUGGCCCCAGAGGCUCCCCUGGCGUCGUGGGUCGCCCGGGUGUAACUGGAAUUGACGGUGCUCCUGGUGCCAAAGGCCAUGUGGGUCCUCCAGGAGAACCAGGCCCUCCAGGACAACAGGGAAACCACGGGUCCCAGGGAAUCCCCGGCCCCCAGGGACUCAUCGGCACUCCUGGGGAGAAGGGUCCCCCUGGAAACCCAGGAAUUCCAGGCCUCCCAGGAGCUGAUGGCCCUCCGGGUCACCCAGGCCAUGAGGGCCCCACGGGAGAGAAAGGAGUCCAGGGUCCACCAGGGUCGGCAGGCCCUCCAGGCUAUCCUGGACCUCGAGGAGUGAAGGGCACUUCAGGGAACCGGGGCCUCCAGGGGGAGAAAGGCGAGAAGGGAGAGGACGGCUUCCCGGGCUUCAAGGGUGACGUGGGGCUCAAAGGUGAUCGGGGGAAGCCUGGAGCCCCAGGUCCCCGGGGAGAGGAUGGUCCCGAGGGGCCAAAGGGGCAGGAGGGGCUGGCUGGCGAGGAGGGGCCCCCAGGUUCAGCUGGGGAGAAGGGCAAGCUUGGGGUGCCAGGCCUCCCAGGUUAUCCAGGACGUCCUGGAUCUAAGGGAUCCGUUGGAUUUCCGGGGCCCCUGGGACCCAUAGGAGAGAAAGGGAAGUCGGGAAAGGCAGGACAGCCAGGGCUGGAAGGAGAGCGGGGACCACCAGGCUCCCGUGGAGAGAGGGGGCAACCAGGUGCCACAGGGCAACCAGGCCCCAAGGGUGAUGUGGGCCAGGACGGGUCCCCUGGCAUCCCUGGAGAAAAGGGCCUCCCUGGUCUGCAAGGCCCUCCAGGAUUCCCCGGGCCAAAGGGCCCCCCUGGUCACCAAGGUAAAGAUGGACGACCAGGGCACCCUGGACAGAGAGGAGAAUUGGGCUUCCAAGGUCAGACAGGCCCGCCUGGACCAGCUGGUGUCUUGGGCCCUCAGGGAAAGACAGGAGAAGUGGGACCUCUGGGUGAAAGGGGGCCUCCGGGCCCCCCUGGACCUCCUGGUGAACAAGGUCUUCCUGGCCUGGAAGGCAGAGAGGGAGCCAAGGGGGAACUAGGACCACCAGGACCCCUUGGGAAGGAAGGGCCAGCUGGACCCAGGGGCUUUCCCGGCCCCAAGGGGGCCCCUGGGGACCCGGGACCUACUGGUUUGAAGGGUGACAAGGGACCCCCAGGGCCCGUCGGGGCCAAUGGCUCCCCUGGUGAGCGGGGUCCUUUGGGCCCAGCAGGAGGCAUUGGACUUCCUGGCCAAAGUGGCAACCAGGGCCCCAUUGGGCCUGCAGGCGAGAAGGGGUCCCCAGGAGAACGUGGUCCCCCUGGCGCCACUGGCAAGGAUGGGAUCCCAGGGCCCUUAGGGCCUCUGGGACCCUCUGGAGCUGCUGGGCCUUCUGGCGAGGAAGGGGACAAGGGGGACGUGGGCGCCCCCGGUCACAAGGGGAUCAAAGGCGAUAAAGGAGAUGCGGGCCCACCUGGACCAGCAGGGAUACGGGGUCCUGCAGGACACCCAGGUCCCCCAGGAGCAGACGGGGCUCAGGGGCGCCGGGGACCCCCAGGCCUCUUUGGGCAGAAAGGAGAUGAUGGAGUCAGAGGCUUUGUGGGGGUGAUUGGCCCUCCUGGAUUGCAGGGGCUGCCAGGCCCUCCUGGAGAGAAAGGGGAGGUUGGAGACGUUGGGUCCAUGGGUCCCCAUGGAGCUCCAGGUCCUCGGGGUCCCCAAGGCCCCAGUGGAUCAGAGGGCACUCCAGGGCUGCCUGGAGGAGUUGGUCAGCCAGGCGCUGUGGGUGAGAAGGGUGAGCCAGGGGAGGCUGGAGACCCAGGGCCACCAGGAGCCCCGGGCAUCCUGGGGCCCAAAGGAGACAUUGGUGAAAAGGGGGACUCAGGCCCAUCUGGAGCUGCUGGACCUCCAGGCAAGAAAGGUCCCCCUGGAGAGGAUGGAGCCAAAGGGAACAUGGGCCCCACAGGGCUCCCCGGAGAUCUAGGGCCCCCAGGAGACCCUGGAGUUUCAGGCAUAGACGGUUCCCCAGGGGAGAAGGGAGACCCUGGUGAUGUUGGGGGGCCGGGCCCGCCUGGAGCUUCUGGGGAACCCGGCGCCCCUGGGCCCCCCGGCAAGAGGGGUCCUUCAGGCCACAUGGGUCGAGAAGGUAGAGAAGGGGAGAAAGGUGCCAAGGGAGAGCCAGGUCCCGACGGGCCCCCAGGGAGGACAGGUCCAAUGGGGGCUCGAGGGCCUCCUGGACGUGUGGGGCCCGAAGGUCUUCGAGGGAUUCCUGGCCCUGUGGGUGAACCAGGCCUCCUGGGAUCCCCUGGACUGAUGGGCCCUCCAGGCCCUCUGGGGCCCUCUGGCCUCCCAGGGCUGAAGGGAGAUGCUGGCCCCAAGGGGGAAAAGGGCCACAUUGGAUUGAUUGGUCUCAUUGGCCCCUCGGGGGAAGCUGGUGAGAAAGGAGAUCAGGGGUUACCAGGCAUGCAGGGACCUCCUGGCCCCAAGGGAGACCCUGGUCCCCCUGGUCCCAUCGGCUCUCUGGGCCACCCUGGGCCCCCAGGCAUGGUGGGCCCUCUGGGACAGAAAGGCUCAAAGGGGUCUCCGGGUUCCAUGGGCCCCCGUGGAGACACCGGACCUGCAGGGCCCCCAGGCCCCCCAGGUCCCCCUGCCGAGCUUCAUGGGCUGCGCAGGCGCCGGCGCUCGGUCCCAGUCCCGCUCCCAUUCGUGGAGGGCGGCCUGGAGGAGGUGCUGGCCUCGCUCACGUCGCUGAGCUUGGAGCUGGAGCAGCUGCAGCGUCCUCCCGGCACUGCCGAGCGCCCGGGCCUCGUGUGCCACGAGCUGCACCGCAACCACCCGCACCUGCCUGAUGGGGAAUACUGGAUUGACCCCAACCAGGGCUGCGCGCGGGACUCCUUCAGGGUUUUUUGCAACUUCACGGCGGGAGGAGAGACCUGCCUCUAUCCCGACAAGAAGUUUGAGAUCGUGAAAUUGGCCUCCUGGUCCAGGGAAAAGCCUGGAGGCUGGUAUAGCACAUUCCGUCGAGGGAAGAAGUUCUCCUACGUGGACGCCGACGGGGCCCCAGUGAAUGUCGUGCAGCUGAACUUCCUGAAACUGCUGAGUGCCACAGCUCGCCAGAGCUUCACCUACUCCUGCCAGAAUGCGGCUGCCUGGCUGGACCAAGCCACAGGUGACCACAGCCGCUCCGCCCGCUUCCUUGGCACCAAUGGAGAGGAGCUGUCCUUCAACCAGAUGACAGCAGCCACCGUCAGUGUCCCCCAGGACGGCUGCCGGCUCCGGAAAGGACAGACAAAGACCAUUUUCGAAUUCAGCUCUUCUCGAGCGGGAUUUCUGCCCCUGUGGGAUGUGGCGGCCACUGACUUUGGCCAGACGAACCAGAAGUUUGGAUUUGAACUGGGCCCUGUCUGCUUCAGCAGCUGAGAGUGUUUGGGGUGGGAGGGAUCAUAAGGGAGCCCCAAAAUGGGGUGCAUUUGGUGCUGAGGCUUUGAAGCCACCCUAUUUAUCGUUACCUGUGACUCUGGAGCCAAUGGGAUGUGACUUCGCUCAUCACGGUUAGUCAUUCCUUCUCCUUUCCAGGGCACUGGUGGCUGGGUUUCCCUGGCCCAAAGGUCCAGCCUCCUCCCACCCCAUUUUAGGUGGCAAACUGCAGUCUGGCUCUUUCUCCCCUCCCUUUUCACCCAAGCCUCUACCCCCAUCCCUUGAACUCCCAUGUAAUGAGCUUCUAACUUAGAGCUGAUGAACGAUAUCCCCCCCCAUCCCCAAUGCCUGCCUCCUCACUCCUCCAUCACUGCCUUUCACACCUUUUGGUGCUACCCCUCCCCAGAGUUAAGCACUGGAUGUCUCCUGAUCCCAGGCUGGGACCCUCCCCCCCACCCCCUUUGAUCCUUUCUAUUUCCAUGGUGAAAGGGCUGAAGUCAGACUACAGAGGGAAGUGGGACUUCCCUUGACUGAGCUGUUUCUUCUCCUGCCUCAGCCCAGCUCUGCAAAUCCACUCCCCGUUCUCCCCACCUGCCCAGGCUAACCUUGCCAUGCCAGGUGGUUUGGGGACCAAGAUGGUGGGGAGAGAAUCAGGAUCCUAAUGGUGCUGCCCUAUUUAUACCUGGGUCUGUAUUAAAGGGGAAAAUACCCUCCUGUUGUAGAUUUCAUCUGCUUUCUCCUUAGGGAAGGCUGGGAUAUGAUGAGAGAUUCCAGCCCAAGCCCGGCCUCCCGUCCCCAGGCCAUAGGGCAUAAUUUGCAUCUCAAAUCUGAGAAUAAACCGAUGAACUGUG
Molecule: messenger RNA, 6286 nt
Organism: Callithrix jacchus (white-tufted-ear marmoset)
Lineage: Eukaryota; Metazoa; Chordata; Mammalia; Primates; Cebidae
Gene: COL5A3
Product: collagen type V alpha 3 chain
Biological process (GO): extracellular matrix organization
Molecular function (GO): extracellular matrix structural constituent conferring tensile strength
Source: RefSeq, a predicted model, not a curated record